Molecule: messenger RNA, 2025 nt
Organism: Talpa occidentalis (Iberian mole)
Lineage: Eukaryota; Metazoa; Chordata; Mammalia; Eulipotyphla; Talpidae
Gene: CDO1
Product: cysteine dioxygenase type 1
Exons: 5
Coding region: 337-939 (200 amino acids)
Biological process (GO): L-cysteine catabolic process
Molecular function (GO): ferrous iron binding; cysteine dioxygenase activity
Source: RefSeq, a predicted model, not a curated record
CAUUCUCCAGGCGCUCCCCGCCUCUCCCCACCCUGCGAGGGGCGUUGGUACAUUCCCGCUGACUCGGAGAGCUUAAAAAGGGCCGGGAAGGCUGCGCCCUGUAGGUUCGAACCUGAUUAGCGUUCGCGGCGCGUUCCCCGCAAGCCCGGGUCCACCUCGCUGCCCGGGCGGGGGGCUCCUGAUUUCCCGGCGGGGCUUGCUUCAAGCCGUGACCCUCGAGUCUUGGGGGGUUUGUGUGCGUGCCCCCCUCUAGCUGGCGGCUGGGGUCCUCGCCUCUCGCGCUCCUCCGCUCGCCCAGCCCGUGCGCCCCCGCGCGCGCAGCCAGCUCCGCCAGGGAUGGAGCAGACCGAGGUGCUGAAGCCACAGACCCUGGACGAUCUGAUCCGCAUCCUGCACCAGCUCUUCGCCGGCGAUGAGGUCAACGUGGAGGAGGUGCAGGCCGUCAUGGAAGCUUACGAGAGCGACCACGCCGAGUGGGCCAAGUACGCCAAGUUCGACCAAUACAGGUAUACCCGAAAUCUUGUGGAUCAAGGAAAUGGGAAAUUCAAUCUAAUGAUCCUAUGUUGGGGUGAAGGACAUGGCAGCAGUAUCCAUGACCAUACCGACUCCCACUGCUUUCUGAAGAUGCUUCAGGGAAAUCUAAAGGAGACAUUAUUUGCCUGGCCUGACAAAAAAUCCAUUGAGAUGACCAAGAAGUCUGAAAGAGUCUUGAGGGAAAACCAGUGUGCCUACAUCAAUGAUUCCAUUGGUUUACACCGAGUAGAGAAUAUUAGCCACACAGAACCUGCUGUGAGUCUUCACUUAUACAGCCCACCUUUUGACACGUGCCAUGCCUUUGAUCAAAGAACAGGACAUAAAAAUAAAGUCACCAUGACAUUCCACAGCAAAUUUGGAAUGAGAACUCCAUUUACAACUUCGGGGUCACUGGAGAACAAUUAAGGAGCGCCAAACACGCUAAGGUUUUAAAGUCCGCUGAAAGUUUUGCCCUGGUCAAGAAAGCCUCCCAUCAUUUGCUGUCCAGUAAUAUACUUUAAAGUGUCAGUUCUUAGAUCAGUUAUAAGGCAAAUGCUAGUCAUAAGGCACUAAGUAAGCCAAUAGUUCCCAGAGCUACUGCAAGAGAAAAAUCCCAGUAAGGAAGAGAGGGGAAAGGCUUGUGAUUUUAAAGGCCAAAUCAAGUGCUUUCCUGGUUUUAUACUUUAAAUCUGUUGGAAGCAUACUGGGAAUGUCGAGAAAGGUAUGAUAGCUUUUGGGAAACACUUUGGUCUCUGAACUAUCAUUAGCAAUAAAUAAGCCCAGGCCUCACAGACAUCUAGUGCCUGCCUUCUAUCGUGGAGGACUAAAUGUAGAUGUCUUUAAUAUGCUUUGUAUCUUCUUACUAGUGGAACAGACUUUUUUCAAUCUGUGGAUUUUAUUUUUUCAAUCUUAUUUUACAAAUUCCUCUUCUAUAAAGAAUAGGCUAUUGUAGAUAGAGAAACUUUAGGUACUUUGCCAUUUGGCAAUGCAAUGAAGGGCAGAGAAUUUAGAACAAUACAUGUACCCAAACCCAUAAGAAGCGAAAAACACAAAAUCUUGUCUAAGGUAUCCAGGGAUCAUAUUUGAGGACUUUGUACUGCUAGUGAUAUUCCCAAAUAAUUUUAAUAAAACUGGAUUUGAACACAGUUUGGCGUUGUCUUUCUGUUUAACAUGUUUCAAGUUUAAUCUAAUUCAUAAUUUCCCGUACUUGUGUAGACUACCAAAAGCACUGCAAAAGAUGUUUUUAUGGUGUAAGAAUAUGAGAGGGUCAAAAACAUGUGUGUCUUUGGCCUCCCUGGUGGCGCAGCGGUUGAGGGCUGGGUUGUGAGGCUGCCCGCAGCCUCUGCAGCACCAGUUCAAUCUCUGGCCACCGGUCAAAGGUCCCACAUGGUGCGCAGACCUCUCCUGCCACACGCUGCUCCCCUCAGCAGUGUAUCGUCAGUCUGCCUGUUUUGUUCCCCGCUCUGGCUCUGGUGAAUUCUCUCACCCUUCUGCACUUCUGACUGUACCCAG